Racocetra fulgida is the source of this 399-nucleotide messenger RNA. NCBI's taxonomy places the organism in Eukaryota, Fungi, Glomeromycota, Glomeromycetes, Diversisporales, Gigasporaceae. The record is from the annotation of a GenBank genome assembly.
AUAAAGAGAAUAAAUGUGAAUUAGUAGCUGCGUUGAGAAAAAAUAUUGGAGAAGAAAUACAAAAAGAAGUAAAAGAAAUUCAAUUGCAAGAACCAGAUAAUAUCUCACCAAAUAAUAUUCUGUCUGAUUCAAUAAAUAUACCUGUAUCAAAAUCAAAAAAGCGUCGAGUAAUGCAUUCAAAAGAUAACUUAGAAAAAAUUGAGCUAAAACCAAGUUAUUUUGAUUUAGGGUGGGCACUUCGAGAACGUCAAGAAUAUGGUAAACGUGGUGGUGAAAAACACAUGACUGAACGAGUCAAACAAUUUCUUAAAACCUACUUUUUGUCAGGUGAUAUGGACAAAAAAAAUCGAUUUACUGCUUCUACAAUGCUUGAAAAAUUGCAAAAAAAAGUAGGAACGG